Messenger RNA from Notodromas monacha, 3993 nucleotides. The record is from the annotation of a GenBank genome assembly. Lineage: Eukaryota; Metazoa; Arthropoda; Ostracoda; Podocopida; Cyprididae.
CGUGUUGGCAAAUCAUGAAUGACGUGCUCUACGCGGGCCGACUGAUUCAAGUGAUAGACAGAAUAAGGCAGGAUAUAAAGCCUGGAGGAGAAACGUUCGCGCCGCAGAACUGCAGCGUUCCUCGGCUCGAACGUAUUCCCUAUUUUUUCGAGUAAAAUUUCUGGACCUAACUCGAGAAAAAAUAAAUCAAUGACAGAUAUGUUGGAGAUAAAAAAUGUUGCCUGCAUUGGAGCGGGUUACGUUGGUGGCCCAACUUGCAGUGUAAUGGCAAAGAUGUGCCCGAAUAUAAAAUUCCGCGUCGUAGAUCUGAAUGCGGAGCGUAUUGCUGCAUGGAACUCCGACAUUCUCCCCAUUUAUGAGCCCGGUCUUGAUGAAGUCGUCUCUAGUUGUCGAGGGAAGAACCUAUUUUUUGAUACGAAUGUGGACGAUGCCAUUAAAAACGCAGACUUGAUUUUUAUUUCUGUCAAUACGCCGACGAAAGACUACGGAAUAUCCAAGGGACUAGCUGCUGACUUGAAACAUGUAGAAAGCUGUGCACGAGCCAUUGCCAGGGUCACAACCUCUGGACACAAGGUGGUUGUUGAGAAAAGUACUGUUCCUGUGAGAGCAGCUGAAUCUUUGGAAAUCAUUCUGCAAGCAAACAAAACCGAAGAGUCCAGCUUUCAAGUGCUUUCGAAUCCUGAAUUUUUAGCCGAAGGAACUGCAGUCAGAGAUCUUCUUAACCCUGAUAGAGUGCUGAUUGGUGGGAAGAAGGAAAGUGAGGAAGGGCUUCAAGCCAUCGCAGCUCUGGAAUCGAUUUACUUGCAAUGGGUACCAAAGGAAAAAAUCAUCACCAUGAGAACAUGGUCUUCUGAGCUUUCAAAACUUGCUGCUAAUGCAUUCCUAGCCCAAAGAAUAUCCAGCAUAAACGCAAUCAGUGCAUUGUGCGAGUCCACGGGAGCAGAUGUGAGCGAGGUGUCUCAAGCCAUCGGAAUGGAUUCAAGGAUCGGACCGAAAUUCCUUCAGGCGUCUGUUGGUUUCGGCGGCAGUUGUUUCCAAAAGGACAUUUUGAACCUCGUGUACAUUUGCGAGACUCUGAAUCUGGGGGAAGUGGCCGAUUACUGGCGAUCAGUUGUCACUAUGAACGAUCAUCAGAAGAGGCGGUUCACGAAUCGCGUCGUCACGGCUAUGUUCAAUACUGUGGCCGAUAAAAAGAUCGCGCUUUUGGGAUUCGCCUUCAAGAAAGAUACUGGAGACACUAGGGAGUCUCCGGCCAUUUGUGUGGCCAAGUUUCUGCUGGAGGAAGGCGCGAAACUUCAGAUCUACGAUCCGAAGGUUCCCGGAAGAGUCAUUGAAGCCGACUUGAAGUCCUCGCCGAAAUGGUGCAACGUGACGAUCCACGACGACGUGUACGACGCAGUGAACGGGUGUCACGGACUCGUCGUCUGCACGGAAUGGGACCUGUUCAAGAGCCUGGAUUUCCUCCGCAUCUACGAGACAAUGCUGAAGCCUGCGUUUUUGUUCGACGGCCGCAAGUUUCUCGACCACGAGAAGCUCGACGACAUCGGCUUCAACGUGCACACGAUUGGUAGGCCAAGUCGCAACGGUAACAAAUCCCCUUUCAAUGGCUUUAAAUGAACGCAGCAAUUAAAAACAACAAGGACGAAAAUUACAUUUCCUGGCUAUUUAUUUUUCUAAUACAGUGAGACCCCAAGAUGCAGAUGUAAUUUGUGCAUCAAGAGUAUCCCCAAGUUGAGUCUCAUUUUCCUUUAGACUUACAUUGUAUAAUUUUUAAUUGGUGUUUUAUGCGCAAAUUACUCACCAUAAUUCCAUGAAAAUAAAAAUUGUCUCCCACUUGAAAAUGAUUCAAUCAAUAUAAUUCAACACAAUAUGAACAUUUGGGGAAUUGAAAACUGAUACCUGUGUACAGUACAUAGAAAUUUUGGCAUUCUCUGUAAAAAAAAUAACAUUCAAGUGAAAAAGAGAGAAGGAAUUCCUUCUAUACUGGAGGUAAUUAUUUUAAAUUAGCUAAAUUGAUGGUGAAUUCCUGAGAGAAAUGCCCAAGAACUUUUCUUGAAUCAAUUUUAGGGUUGGAAAUAUCUGUUCCUUGUCAUUUUGCCUGAAACUUAUUUGAAAUUUUAUCACAAAAUGUCCCUAUGUUGAGUCAGUGUCCUCAGGUUGGGCCUUUUUACUAAUUUAUUUUUUUGGGAAAAUAAGUGUCCUAAUGCCAAAUUGUCCACAGGUCAAGGUGUCUGGUAGUGGGGGUCUCACUCUAAAUGUUUGAAGUUUCUUCUCAAUGUGUAAAUGACUUGAGGAUGGUUGUAAUAUGCAACAGUUGAAUUGCCUCUUGAAAUGUAGGCAGAACAAAGUCACUGGGACUCAGAUACAAGCUUUGUGGUGAAACAAAAAUUUGGUCCAGAUAAAUUCAAAUUACGUUAUUGUGGCUAUUGGAUAGGGACUCAAGAAAUGAAGUUGUUGCAAACAAUACUUUUUUGUACUGUACAGUUGUGCCAUGCUGAAUCAAACUCACCUGUGUCAAAUUUUUGUUCCGUCCCUGUCUGAAAUCCCGUGAGAAUAAUGUAUUAUAGACUUCCUUAACUGAAAGGCUUUCUCCCUCAAUAACUCGAAUUUCUGGUGGCUUUUUGACUAUUAUUAUUCUAGGGACAAAAAAAGGUCCAAAUGGCAAGAUUAAAAUUUAGCAGCCUUUUCAGAAAGAAAUGCUCUAAAUUCAUUUAAUUUUUCAAUUUGAAGUAAUGAAUAAGACCAUCAAUUUUGAAUGAGAAUUCACUUGGAAAUUUUUCUUCUCUGAUUUGCUUAUUCCAAAUGGACAUGGUUGUACAGUCCUGAACUUCUGCUUUCCAAAUUCAAUUUUCACUUUGAAUGGAACUGAGUCCUUGUUUUGGUCUUCAUCAUUUCAGUACACUGUGCUUGAUGAAAUGUUGUUGAAAAUACACAUGGUUCAUUAAUUUUUGGGCCACUUAUUGAAAAUUUUUAACAAAUCCCUCUUCUUUAGCUUUAAGGAAAUUGAAAAAAUGUUUGUAUCAAAAAGCGAUUGGGAAUGGUUUGUGUAUGUGAAGAACUUUUUAUUUUUUUCUAUGUUAUGUGUGGACAUUGGUAUCAAAAUCAUCUUGGCAAACUUGAGAAUCCGUUUGAAUUGGUGGUUUGUUACAAUAAGUUUUCAAAUUUGGGCUCAAAUGUAAGAAAAAGUAUGUUUUAAAAAGAUGAAAUUAUUUUGCAUCCUUCUGGUUUUGAAACUUUUUGAGCGAAAUUUCCGAGAUACCGUACCUUGAUUUUUAAUGCAUUAUGUGAGGAAAUUUAAUUUUAAAUGCAGACCGAUUUUGUGCUUGAUUCUUUGACUAAAUUUUUUUCUUCUGCCGAGGCAUUGAAUUUGUUGUUGUUGCUGUUGUCUCGAACUGUGGCAUUCGGAAAUCUCUGGGUGAAAUUAAGCUUCUCAACAAAGAAAAUAUGUGGAUUUUAAUGUCUGUUUUUUCUCUAACCAGUGAAUUUAUUUUCAAGUUCAAGAUUGAAAAACACCGCCGGAAAAAUAUUUUUUCACCACUGUUUGGACACGUUCAUCCCGGUAUUUCGGGUGGUUUGUUUUUCUACCUGUUUUUUUUUUUGUGUGUGUGAGCACAUUGCAUGUGUUUUGUUCUCUUGUCGUACUUGCAUGGUGCAACGGAUGUAUACACUUGCGGGUGGUUAUUAAAAUUGUUUGUCGCAUUGCUUUGGAAUCCUGCUUUCCCAAUUGUUUUUUUUACAGGCACCCUGUAGAGAUUCGCAUUCAUCAGAAGAGCACAUUUAGAAAACAGCAGCAUAGCAUGAGCACGAAGAAGUGAUGGCUGAACCGUGGAUUUACUUGUUCUUUCCUGAAAAAGCUUAAAUAGAGAGUACAGUAGUAAGACAGAAAUAUUUAAACUUUAAUUCAAGUUAUUGAGAUUUUUCAAUCACGUGAUUCUGCAACCUUAGUUUGCUGUUUUAAAAUUUGAUCCUUCAUCUAAGAGCAAGUCUGAAAUC